GGCGAGAGCAGCAGUGGGUUUUGAGGCAUUUUGAUGGUCGGCACGCCGCACGCAAGCAGGCGCAGCCAGCCAACGAAAACCGGUCCUCGACUGAGCCGUUUCUGGCCGCUUGCAGGCUUCCUUGUUCACGACACCAGUAAACGUCCUGUUGGCAAUCGACGACAAUGGCUAGCUCGCGAACUCACCGUAAUGCUCUAUCCGAGGUGGAUGGUAUAGCCCUAUUCAAUCCUAAUUUGUUGGAAAGAGUGGCUAACCAAUUGCGUAGCGAUGGAUUAAUUUUCAGACCACUCAACAGCAAAGAUUACGAGAAAGGCUUUUUACAGCUAUUAAGUCAGUUAACAGAAGUGGGAAACAUUACAAAAGAUCAAUUUUUAAAUCGUUUUCAUAAUAUGAAAAGUUCUGGAGGAUACUACGUUAUAGUAGUAGAAGAUUUCAACUGUGACAAAGUAAUAGGCAGUGCCACUCUCGUUGUCGAACAAAAAUUCAUUCACAGUUGCGGACUGCGUGGGCAUUUGGAGGAUGUCGUAGUGAACAGCGAAUACAGGGGAAAACAACUUGGCAAACUUGUAGUGAUGGCUGUGAAACAUUUAGCACGGACUCUACAGUGUUAUAAACUUACGCUGGAAUGCAAAGAUCGCUUAAUUCCAUUUUACGAAAGUUUAGAUUUCAAAAAAGAACCCGGCAACUCUAAUUCCAUGAACAUACGAUUUUCUUACGAUAACCCGGCGGAACAGUCACGGUUAUGA
Messenger RNA from Phymastichus coffea, 746 nucleotides. It is a transcript of the gene Gnpnat, whose product is annotated as probable glucosamine 6-phosphate N-acetyltransferase. The record is from RefSeq and is a predicted model, not a curated record. The transcript has 5 exons. Gene Ontology annotation, cellular component: endoplasmic reticulum-Golgi intermediate compartment; Golgi apparatus; endoplasmic reticulum. The coding region runs from base 165 to 746 and encodes 193 amino acids. Gene Ontology annotation, biological process: UDP-N-acetylglucosamine biosynthetic process. Gene Ontology annotation, molecular function: monosaccharide binding; glucosamine 6-phosphate N-acetyltransferase activity. Lineage: Eukaryota; Metazoa; Arthropoda; Insecta; Hymenoptera; Eulophidae.